AUGAUAAGGUAUUUUAGUCUUAACAACCAUGGAAAACCGAGAUUAUCCAAAUUUUAUCGUAUUUUCAAUGAAGAACUACAGCAGCAAAUAAUUAAAGAAACUUUCCAAUUUUUUCCAAGAGAGAUUGACAAUGUUUGUAAUUUUUUGGAGGGGGGAAGUCUCAUUGGAGGGUCGGAUUACAAGUUGAUAUACCGACAUUAUGCGACCUUAUACUUUGUCUUCUGUGUGGAUUCUUCGGAGAGUGAACUGGGCAUCCUUGACCUGAUCCAGGUGUUUGUGGAGACUCUCGACAAAUGCUUUGAGAAUGUCUGUGAACUGGAUCUCAUCUUCCAUGUAGAUAAGGUACAUUACAUUCUGAAUGAGCUGGUGAUGGGUGGCAUGGUGCUGGAGACCAACAUGACAGAAAUCAUUACAAGAAUAGAUGACCAGAACAAGUUGGAGAAACAAGAGAGCCCUUAUAAUUCUGCGACCCCUGGAAACAUUAGAGCUGGACUAGCGGCAGCCCCAGCUCGUGCUGUGUCAGCGGUGAAAAACAUGAAUUUGCCACAGCAAAUCAAGGACAUCAAGUUGCCAGAUCUGCCUGCAGCUAUUAAGGAUCUGAAAUUCUGACCUAGAAUCCAAAGGAAUGUGAAUGUUUUGUAUGUAAUGUAUGGUUAGGUGUUUUGUCUGUUUGUGUUUUUGCUUUUGUUUGUUUGUUGUAUAAAGAAGGAGACAUGGAUAUAAAAAGGGAGACAUGGAUA
This is a messenger RNA of Penaeus monodon (black tiger shrimp), 740 nucleotides long. It is a transcript of the gene or, whose product is annotated as AP-3 complex subunit sigma-2-like. Gene Ontology annotation, biological process: Golgi to vacuole transport; intracellular protein transport. Lineage: Eukaryota; Metazoa; Arthropoda; Malacostraca; Decapoda; Penaeidae. Gene Ontology annotation, cellular component: AP-3 adaptor complex; intracellular membrane-bounded organelle; membrane coat. The record is from RefSeq and is a predicted model, not a curated record.